ACAAAACUUGUAGAAACUCUAAAGAAGUGUGGAUUUAAAUAUCAAGAAUUUCUCUUGUCUCCAACAUGUCUUGGCAUUCCCAAUUCCAGGCUGCGAUAUUUUCUGAUUGCAAAGCUUCAGUCAGAGUUAUUUUCCUUUCAAACUCCUGGUCAGAUAUUGGAAAAUUUCCAGACCAGGAGCCAAAAGCUUCAGUGAAGCACAGAGUCGCUGCAGGCUUGGAAAAAGAGAGCUGCUUCAUGGCACCCAAAGAGGAGCACAUUGAUCCAAACUCUGGUUCUGAUGGUGGCAGUGGACAGUGUUCACAGAAGGAAGCGUUUGUUUUUAAACUCGAAACAGCGAAAGAAAUGGAAAAAAAGUGGAACCAGGACAGUAAUCUCUCUAUUCAAAUGCUAAAAGACUUCCUUGAAGAGGAUGGAGAAGAAAUGAGUCAGUACUUCUUGCCACCAAAGGCCUUACUGCGCUAUGCUUUUCUCUUAGACAUUGUGACACCCAGCUGCAGGAGAUCCACAUGCUUCACAAAAGGGUAUAGUCACUAUGUAGAAGGAACAGGGUCAGUGCUGCAGACAGCAGAGGAUGUGCAGCUACAAUCAGUGUUUAAAUCCAUUGAGAUGCUAUCAGAAGAAGAGAAGCUUAUGAAAUUGUCAACACUAAAACUGCGAUAUUUUACUCCUAGAGAAGUAGCAAAUCUCCAUGGAUUCCCUCCAGAAUUGGCUUGA
Messenger RNA from Gopherus flavomarginatus (Mexican gopher tortoise), 716 nucleotides. RefSeq names its product tRNA (cytosine(38)-C(5))-methyltransferase-like. The record is from RefSeq and is a predicted model, not a curated record. The transcript is spliced from 6 exons. The coding region runs from base 66 to 716 and encodes 216 amino acids. Lineage: Eukaryota; Metazoa; Chordata; Testudines; Testudinidae.